This is a messenger RNA of Lagenorhynchus albirostris (white-beaked dolphin), 2205 nucleotides long. RefSeq names its product 14-3-3 protein gamma-like. The transcript has a single exon. Gene Ontology annotation, biological process: signal transduction. Gene Ontology annotation, molecular function: protein kinase C binding. The coding region runs from base 155 to 907 and encodes 250 amino acids. The record is from RefSeq and is a predicted model, not a curated record. Gene Ontology annotation, cellular component: cytoplasm. NCBI's taxonomy places the organism in Eukaryota, Metazoa, Chordata, Mammalia, Artiodactyla, Delphinidae.
CGCAGCUCGAGCCGCAGCCUUCGCGCCGUCGCCACAGCCCCUCGCUUCGUGGGUCGGUCCUUCCGGCACACGGGCUCCAGCCGCGCCCGCAGCCGCCCUCCGAGCCCUUCAGGCCGCCCUGGUCUCCUCGCCCGGCCCGACCCAGCCCGUGAAGAUGGUGGACCGCGAGCAACUGGUGCAGAAAGCCCGGCUGGCGGAGCAGGCGGAGCAGGCGGAGCGCUACGACGACAUGGCCGCGGCCAUGAAGAACGUGACAGAGCUGAAUGAGCCACUGUCCAAUGAAGAAAGAAACCUUCUCUCUGUGGCCUACAAGAAUGUAGUUGGGGCACGCCGUUCUUCCUGGAGGGUCAUCAGUAGCAUUGAGCAGAAGACAUCUGCAGAUGGUAAUGAGAAGAAGAUAGAGAUGGUCCGUGCUUACCGUGAAAAAAUAGAGAAGGAAUUGGAGGCCGUAUGUCAGGAUGUGCUGAGCCUGCUGGAUAACUACCUGAUCAAAAAUUGCAGUGAGACCCAGUAUGAGAGCAAAGUGUUUUAUCUGAAGAUGAAAGGGGACUAUUACCGCUACCUGGCUGAAGUCGCCACUGGAGAGAAGAGGGCGACCGUCGUGGAGUCAUCUGAGAAGGCCUACAGCGAAGCCCAUGAGAUUAGCAAGGAGCACAUGCAGCCCACUCACCCCAUUAGAUUAGGCCUGGCCCUUAACUACUCCGUUUUCUACUAUGAGAUCCAGAACGCCCCAGAGCAAGCCUGCCACUUGGCCAAGACCACUUUUGAUGACGCCAUUGCUGAGCUCGACACUCUCAACGAGGACUCCUACAAGGACUCCACGCUCAUCAUGCAGCUCCUCCGAGACAACCUCACGCUCUGGACAAGCGAUCAGCAAGACGACGACGGUGGAGAAGGCAAUAAUUAAGGCCCCCAGGUGGACUGGCAGCACACGCUGAUGCUACUACUGCAGUCUUUAUUUUUUUCCCAUGAGUUGGGGGUCGGGUGGGGGAGGGAAAGGGAGCGAUGACCUUCCUAGGGAGAAACCCACGACCUGUCCUGUCUUUGAUCGCCUCUUUGACAUUUUUGCCAAAAUACCACUAGUGGAAAGUCAGGCUAGCUGUGCUGGUAUUGGAAUAGCAGCCUCACACUGGCAUAUGGACUGUUCUGUAGAUUAAUGCAAGUGGAGCUGUCCUUAAUUUAACUUAUUGCUAGAAAAUAGGGUUUUAAGAUGAAAAGAAAACUUAAACGGAAUAGCCCUCAUUCAAUAAGUUCUGUGGUUCCAAUAAGGAUUUUUAUGUACAUAUGCUCUUGUCUUUUAAGUUCUGGGUACUUUCUAGCUCAUCUGUUUUAGCUGUGCAUUUUGUUUUUCAGGGUGUACUCUACCAGACAUGGAAUAGUUAAAAUCCCAAGCUGAUAGACUUAGAACAUAAGGUAUAUUUAUCCUUGUGGUUUAGGCCUUGCCAGUUUUCAGAAGCUUCUGAUUAGUUGACAGUAUUAACACUAAAUUGCAGUUUACAGUAUUUCUACAUUACAGCCAUAUGUGACAUCAAGCCAUUGUGAUUGUGUGUUUUUCUUAUUUUGGCUUUUACAUCCUUAUUCAGCCUCAUCCAGGUUGGUUUUGCUGUUAUCUGUCUCCUAGGCCAAAAGGCUUGCCUGAGGAGAAUCAAAGCUACUUUAGGUUUUGUUGAAUAGGUGCUUGGCAGAUGGCUGUGGGAUUUUUGUCCUUCUUUCUUCUUAACUUAAAUCCACCACAAAAAUGAUUAAUCACUUUAAUAGAAACGUUAAACACCACAAAAAUAGAGAAAAUUCAGGUCUGUAUGUCAUUUACUGUGCUGAUAUUUCCAGAGAAAUCCUGAUUUUUUUCAGCCGCCAUAGCUUCUUCCUCAGGGACUGCACUGCUGUCUCACUCCUCACUUGAGUCUUCCGUACUGUACCUUGUGCCCAGGGCAUGCACUCGGGUGGGUUGAAAAGCUGUUGGGUUGUAGAAGUUGGCGGUCGUUUUGAGAAAGUUUGUGGUGCAGUGUGUGAAAAUUCAGGUGCUAGGAGCUUACUGGUAGAAAAAUCCUAAAGGAAGAGCUCUAUUUGUAAACAUUCUGUCCAGUUUCAGGAGCCUCGUGUGUCAGUUUUUCCUCCCUGAAAACACUCCUUCCCCAAAUAAUCAUUGUAGGAAAAUAAACUAAAAUCAUUAUCAGAUAAUAAAUAUUUAACUCCUAUUUGACCAAA